This is a messenger RNA of Thunnus maccoyii (southern bluefin tuna), 16833 nucleotides long. Its product is annotated as golgin subfamily B member 1-like. Gene Ontology annotation, cellular component: Golgi apparatus. NCBI's taxonomy places the organism in Eukaryota, Metazoa, Chordata, Actinopteri, Scombriformes, Scombridae. The transcript is spliced from 29 exons. The record is from RefSeq and is a predicted model, not a curated record. Bases 156 to 15068 code for a protein of 4970 amino acids.
UCCUCCCAGUUGUCUGUUGACAAACGUGACCAAAGCCUAUCUCUGUCCCGUCUGGUCACCAAGUGGAAUAAAAUGUAAUUUCACAGGAUUUGUCGACAUAGCGAAGUUUCAGGUGGAUUCUUCAUGAAGUUGUGAAUCCGGUCUAAUCUGAAACCAUGCUGAAAUGGCUGUCCGGUGAGGAGGGAGAGCCUGGGUCUGGAGGCCCAGGCUCUCCCCGUGGUGCAGGUGGAGGUGGAGAGCUUGCUGUAGCGGAAAUGGCCGAGCGGCUGGCCCAAACCGAGCAGCUCGUCAGUCAGCUGAAGGAGAUGAUCCGGGAGAAGGAUGCAACGCUUCGCGCCAAAGAUGAACAACUAAAGGCGGAGAAGGAGACGUGUGAGACCAAACUGUCAAAGCUGCGUCUCCAGAACAAGGCCAAGGUGACCUCUCUCACCACACAGCUGGAGGAGCUGAAGAAACAGCGGGGAGGUCAGGAUACUCCAACACACGGCAAGAAGGGGGCAUCAGAGGGAGGAGAACAAGCCAAUCGGGGCAAAAUCGUCUUGCUAAAGAAGAAGGUGGAGGAACUGGAACAGCAGCUUGCACAAAGACAGGACGAACUGGAAAACAAGAGGAAGGAGGUGGAGGCACAGCGGCUGCGAGGUGAGGAGAUGGACGUCAUGCUCAUAGAGAAGGACAAGAAGCUGGGAGAAAAGGAGGCCUACAUCGUCCACCUGCAGACAGCGCUGGCAGGAGAUCAGCCCGUCACGCCUGCACCUCAACAACAGGUGACAGAGGACAGCCGAGCGAUGCAGGAGCUCCAGCUGCUGGUGCAGAGCCUGACCAGGAAGGUGGGAGAAGCAGACGAGCGCUACAGUUUACUCCAGGAGCAGACAGACAGCCUGAAGGAGCUGCUGGACACAGAGAAGGAGCAGUACAGUCAGAAAGAGAGCAUGUACAAGCAAAACAUCCAAACAUUCAAAGACAUCAUUCUCCAGAAAGAUAACCAGCUGAUGGAAAUCAACCAGAUGCACGAACAGGAGCUCUUCAAGCUAGCAGCGAAGUCUGAUGCCAGCGCUGAUUUAGAGCAGCUUUUGAAGGCUCUAAAACAGAAGCUUCACGAGAAGGAGGAGGUGCUGUUGGGUAAAACCCAGGUCAUCGAUGUUCUCCAGGGCGAGGUGGACGGCAGAGACAAGCAGAUAAAGGAGCUAACAGAGCGUCUGCGUCGGCUACAAGUUGAGCGAGAGAGCCUGGAAUCCAAGAUGGAGGCAGAGAAGCACGUGAUGCGAGCGCAACUUCGUGACCUGAUGGAGAAACAGCAGGCGGAGGUGCGUCGAAUCACUGAGCAGCAUCAGGCACAGAUGGCCCAAACCCAGCAGGAUCUCCUGGGGCAGCUGGAGGAGCUGAGGAGGACCUCAGUUGCAGCUCCGCCUGUCAGUCAGGAGGCUUCAGGAAGUGUAACCACACCCGCUGAUUCAGCCUCUAUCCAAAGGAUAGCUGACCUGGAGGCCCAAGCAAAGCAAAAAACAGAAGAAGCCAGCAGAUCAGAAGCCAAGUUCCUGAAGAUGAAAGCCUGGUCUAAAUCACGAAUCAGACAGUUGGAGGACGAGUUGAAGAAAAGCCAGGCUGGAGUUGCCCCCCCUGACCUGACUGCCCUGCGGAGUCGUAUCACAGCGCUGGAGGAGGAGCGAGAAGAAAACCUCUGGAAAGUGGAGCAAUAUGACGAACUCAAAGCAAAGAACGACAUGCUGGAGGCCAAGCUGGUGGUGUAUGAGGAGCAACAGAGGACACUACAAGCAGACCUGGAGCAGUUCACCAAGAGGGCCGCCUCUCAGGCGAGUGAGUCAGGCAGUGCUGAUGACACUCAGAGCCAGGUCCUCGAGUGGCAGGAGAUGGUCGCUGAGGCGGUCAGCGCCAGGGACCGGGCCAAGGAGGAGAAGGCCGCCAUGGUCCUCCGCAUCAGCCACAUGGAGGAGGAAAGAGAGGAACUGAUUGAGGAUGACUGGUUCUUUCCUGGCUGCUCCGAUCCAGCACUGGCCACUCGGCAGCAGGAGUUGGAGGAGGAGCUGGCUCAAUCUCGGGGGCUCGGCCAACAAAGGCCCAAGAAGCUGACGGCUCCGGCCCAACGAAGCCUGCAGGAGGACUUUGAGUUCGAUGGGCAGGCCUCAUUCCAGGACCCCCGCAGCACCUCAGAGAGCACGACCCCGAUGGAGGGAGAGAACAUGGGAGAUGGUUUGCGGUCUGUCGUGGAGGAGCUGGAGCUGGAAAGGAACCACCUGCAGGAGCAGAUCCUGAGCCUGGAGGAGCGCUGUCAAGAUCUAGAGGAUCGGCUGCAGCUGCAGGCCCGCAUCGAGUCGCUACAGAAUGAGUCAGAGAAACUACAGAGCCAACUCGCCAACGUCCGAAGUCAACAGAGCAGGGAUGCAGAGAAGCAUCAGCUACUGGUUAGCAGUCUCAAUGAACAGCUCAAAGGGCUGAGUGACACACAAGAGUGCCUGGAAAGCUCCCUCAUUGAGAAGGAGAACACGUUGGCCAAGACGUCCGAGAAACUGGAGCUCAUCAGCAGCCUCCGAGAAUCUCUGAGUGAAAAAGAGAUUCAGUACAAAGAGGCAUCUGAGAAGCUCCUUCAGACUGAGCACACACUCGAGGAAGUUUCCAAGAAAUGCAGCAGCUCAGAGAAACAACGCUCUGAGUUGAAAACUGAAGUCGUCGACCUCACGCAGAAGCUGAGUGUGCUGAAGGAGAAGACCCAAAAACAGGAAGUCACCAUAGAAACUUUACAAACUGACCUCGAUCAGACAAACGAGGAGCUGGACAAACUAAACACAGCCCAUUUGGAAGAACGAGCCCAACUCAUUCAUGACCUUCAAAGCCGCGAGCGGGAAAUCGAUAGUCUUAAAGAUGUCCUGUUGGAAAAGGACAAGGAGAUCUCAUCCCUGUCUGGGAACAUGGCGGAGUAUGCAGAACAGGUCACAGUGCUGAAGAAGGAGCUCAAACUGAAAGAAGAACACCUUGUUCAAGUAGAAAACGCACUGAGUAAGGCAGAGCGGGAGGCCAUGGUUAUCAGGGACUCACAGAAUUCAGACCAGCAAUCCCUGAACAGCAAGAUCACAGAGCUGGUCGGGAAACUCAAGGAUACCGAGAUGGAGUUAGUCAAGACCAAAGAGGAAGGAGAGUCUAAGGUGGCUGAGGUGGAACAUCUUAUAAAUCAGACCGAAGAGGACAAGAAAACUAUUCAGGACCUUCGGGGGGAGAUCCAGAAACAGAUUGUGAGCCAUCGUAAUCACCUUUCUGAAUGUGAAACACACAUCACUUCACUAAAGGAACAGCUGACUUCAUCCACUCAAAAGCUACAGGAAUCAGAAGGACUCGUUUUGCAGCUCAAGGACAAAAAUACCAACGAUGAGAAACAGCUUAAUGAUAAAGAGCAGACGUAUGAAAAAGAACUCAAAUCUUUAAAGGACGAACAGAACAAACUUCUGGCUCAGGUGGAAAAAUAUAACAAUGAUGUGGAGACAUUGUCCAAACAAUUAGAGGAGCAAGUACAGAGUGAGGAAAAUAUCAAAAAAGAGAUGCAGGAAAAACUGGAAACCAUAAUGUCACUGGAAAACCAACUAAAAGCAACUGAUAAACAAGCAGAGGAUGACAGGCAGAAAUUCAACACUAAAUUGCAAGUCCAGGAAUCAGAAAAUCAGAAGUUGAGCAAAGAUCUUCAGACCAAAUCUGAAAACCUCUCUAAAAUCAAGACCGUCUUAAAAAACAUGAAGACCGAGAAACAGCAGCUGCAAGAAAAGCUCAAAGGCCUGACCGAAGAGCUUGAGCAACAGAAGCAGAAUGUAAAGCAACUUAAUGAAAAGGUUACAUCCUCUCUUGAACUAAACAGCAAUCUGGAGAAGCAAGUACAGUCUCUCACAAAGGAGAACGAGAGACUUGAACUGGAGGUGUCUGAAAGGGUAAAAGCCAUUUCAGACGUUACAGUUGAGAAAGAGUCUUUGCAAGCUAAAAUAUCCACGUUGGAAACACAACUCACACAAAACAACACAAUCAUUGAAGGGCUGCAGAAAGAUAAAGAGAAUUUGACUGUUCAGAGUAAUGAGUUGAAUAGAGUUAUUGAGCAAAGCACACACUCAAACUCCGAGAUUCUGCUGGCAAAAACAAACGAAUGUAGUAAUCUCAACCAGUUACUCAGGGAGAAGGAGGGCGAGGCGGCGAAACUGCAAGAACAAGUGCAAAAAUUGAUGUCAAAGGUAGACCAGCUGCAGCAUGACAUGGCAGAAAAAGAGCAGACUGCCACUGAUCUCCAAGCACAAAUAGAGGCGCAACAAAACCAGCAAACGCAACUUCAAGAAACGUUGUCUAUGCUUCGGGAACAGGAAUGCACUCUGAAGUCUGGGUUAAUGGAUAAAGAUACAAUGUUGAAAGAGAAACAGGAAGAGUACCACAGUGUGCAGAAUGAAAUGACCAAACUACAAGCUGAAGCUGAAUCACGUAAUGUGGAACGCUCACAACUUUGCCAGCAACUUGAAGAGCGAGAAGAAAAGUUGAAAAAUGUGACCCAACAGUGUCAAAAACACAAAGAUGAACUGAAUGAUACAAACAAGACUAUUAAGUCUCUGAAGGACCAAAUCAGUGUCAUGGAGGAAAACGCCAGAAAGAUUGAAUCUGAAGCAGAGCAAGGACAAACAGAGUUGACUAGCUUAAAGAAUCAAAUCCAAACAGUCGCGGAGGAAAACCACCAACUCCGUGCUGCUUGUGAAUCCAGAGAAAAGGAGCUUGCUCAGCAAACACAGGUCGUAUCUGACCUUGAUGGGCAGCUUAAAACGACUCUAGAACAGAACUCUAGUUUUAGUGUGAAGAUUACCACUCUAACAGAAGAUAAUCAGAGACUACAAGAGGAGCUGGCACAGAACAUUAAAUCAGUUUCUGAACUAACCGCUGAGAGGAGUUUACUCCAAGAAAAAAGUUCUGGGCUUGAAAUUAAAAUCACAGAUAAUCAGAAAACAAUCGACGGCCUGUUGAGGGAAAAGGAGGAGCUUACUUUAGCUGCAAAUGAGUUAAAAAAGAUCCUCAAGGAAAGCGAAAUGUCAAACUCUGCAGGUUUGCUUGAGAAAACAAAUGAAUGUACUCAUCUGUCAAAAACACUGAGGGAGAGAGAAGAACAGCUUCAGAAUUUACAGGAGCAAGUUAAUGGCCUAAAUAUGCAGGUUAGUCAACUCAACACGUUCUUGAACGAGAAAGAACAAACAGCGUCAGAAAAGAGUUCUCAGUUGGAGGCCCAGCAGAACCAACUGCUGCAACUUCAGGACACUAUAUCUAUGCUUCAGGAACAGGGAUCUGUCCUCAAGUCAGGGCUAAUGGAGAAAGACACAAUGUUUCAACAGAAAGCAGAGGAAUGUAGUGUUUAUCAGAAUGAAGUCAUGCAACAGAAGGAUCUCAUAUCUCAGAGACAGGCUGAGGUAGAGUCACUCAGGCAAGAGUGCUUGGAGGCGAAAUGGCAGAUAGAGCAAAAAGAUCAGACCCUUAAAGAAGUAACAAAUGAGUUUCAAAACCACAAAGAUGAGCUGAAUAAACGAAACGAGUCUGUGAUUACACUCAGCAGUCAGCUUGGUGCCAUGAAUGAGAACUGCGCAGAGAUGGAGGUUGAAAUUACCAACCUAAAGGCUGCUGUGCAGAAACUCACCGCAGAAAAUAGUCAGCUGCUGCAGGACGAGGGCCAGAGGAAAGCAGAGGUAAUUGAUUUUAAAGAUAACAUUCAAGCAAUGAAUGAGCAAAAUACAAGGUUAAAAUCUGAACUCCAGAAAACAGUGACAGAGCUGUCCAGAGCACAUGAAGAAGUCACACAUCUCAAAACAGCAGUCUGUGAGAAGGACGGCGAACUCAAAACGGCAUGGUCAGAGAAGGACAGGCUUAAUUUGACUACGCAAGGAAAAGAUGACUCCCUGAAACAGCAAGAGAAUUUGAUCCAGCAACUCAACAGUAGGAUUGCUGAGCAGGAGGAGCAGCUGAAACAGAAAACAGAUGACAGUGUCAGUUCGAGAGCACAGGUUUCAAAGCUUGAAGAUGAAGUCUGUCAACUCAGAGGUCAAGUUGAAAGCCUUACUUCAGAGUCAUCCGUACUGAAAAAUACUUUGGAGAAAAAAGAACAGGCAAGUCUUGAAAUUCAGAGUAAUUCUUUAUCUGUCGCUGAAAAUCUCAAAUCAAAUCUACAAACCAAAGAGGAAGAGUGUGUGACCUUGAAAGAACAGAUUUUACACCUCGAAGAAUCUGUCGCAAAGCUCAACAACACCCUCCAAGUGCAGAUGUCUGAAACAGCAAAUCUGAAAAAGGUUUUGGAAGAAAAAGAGGCAGCUCUUUUGGACCAAUCCAAGUCUCUUCAGGACAUGCAGAGAAAAGUAGAUGAGGCGUUGCUCUUCAAAACUCAGUUCAUGGAAAGCACAGAGUUGGUGUCUCAGCUUCAGAGUCAAAUUCAGAUACUGUCCACAGACUCUGGAAACCUUAAAAAGUCAACAGAAGAAACACAAAGUGCCUUCAACAACCUACAAGAGAAAUAUGCAGCUAACUUAGAGGAUUUGCAAGACGUAAGAAAGCAGCUGUCCCAAAGGACCGAUGAGGUGUCCAGCCUUCGGAAGUUAUUGGAUGAUACCAAUAGCGAACAUCAGACAUCAACGACCACAAUAGAAACACUGAGAAAUGAGUUAUCAGCAAUCCAACACAAUCUAGAUAAAACACAAGACCUGAACUCCAGUCUUUCAAAGGAAAAGGAUGAAGCUUUUGCUUCUCAUCAAGCAAGUGUAUCACUGCUGACCGUGGAAAUAGAAAGACUGAAGUCACAACAUCUUCAAGUUGUGGCACAAAUGAAUGCACUGACAGAAAACCUGGAGCAGAGAGAAAUGGCUCUCCAUGCCAUUAACAGUCAGUACACAACCCAAGCCAAACACACCACUCAGCUGGUUUCAGAAAUGCAGAAACUAGAAGAGCAAAAUAAGAGACUAAAUGAGGAGAUUAGUUUGUCAAAGGAGGAGCAGCAGAGGCAUCUUACUGCAGUCAGUAAGGAAAACACACAUUUGCAAGAAGACAUAAGAAAACUUCUUGCACAGAAAGAAGAGCUGGAAAGAAGACAUCAUCAAUUUUCGGCAUCGCAGGAGCAGCAGUCCAGCAGCAUGAACGAAAACAUGGAGAAAAUGGUGUCCGAGAAGCAGAGCCUUCAAGCAAAGGUUAGUGCAAAAGACGAAGAACUUUCUCAAUUAAAAGACAACAUUCAAAAGGUAGAACAAAUUCUGCAGGACUCUGAGAAAGAGUGGCUGUUAGUUCUGGAUAGAGAAAAACAGGAUAAGAAUCUACUUGCAGAACAGUUGAAAAGUGUUGAAAAUGAAAUGAAAUCUAAAGAUGCUAAAGUUAAUGCUUUGAAACAAGACUUGGACAGUUUGCAGGAGAAACUAGCCGAGGCUUCUACGGCAAUUAGGAAGGGUUCUGAUCAACUCAGCGCAAAAGAGUUGGAGGCAUCGACAUCCAGGAUUCAACUGGAAAAGGUAUUAGCAUCUGUCCAAGAAAAGGAUAAUGAGAACAAUAAUUUGCAACAGGCUCUAAAAGCCGUGGAACAUGAGUUAGAAGAACUUGUAGCGAGAAAAAAUGGUACUGACAAAGAUUCUGCUGUCCUUCCACCGAUGGCAUCUGAGAGAUCAUCUGCUUUAAAUGAAGAAAAAGCCUAUUUACAGCACAUGAUAAAACAAUUAGAGGAGCGUCAUCAGUCUGAGGUAGAUGCUUUGAAAAAUGAGUUGGAUAAGACUGUAGCACAAUUACAAAAGACGCAGAAUAUACUUAAUGAAGGAGAGAGGAGUCAUUCGGAGAAGGGUCAAGAAAUCGCUCUUCUUCAAGAGACAGUGGAGCAUUUACAGACUCGACUCAGUGCCGAAGCAGAGAGAGUGAAAGAAGCUGCUGUCAAACACUCUUCUUUACACUGUGAGCUGCAAGCAAAAGAUGAGCAAAUAAGCUGCAUAAGCAUUCAAAUAAGUCAACAGAAGGAGUUACUUGCUGGACUUAGUCAGCAGUUAAGGGAUAAAGAUGCAUCCAUCGCUCAAGUCAUGGAGUCUGCCUCAAACGAAAGAGUGAAACUUAGUGAGGAAAAUACCUCUCUGAUAGCAAAAUUAGAAGACACGGAGCAAGCACAUCAAACCUCCAUGAAGAGACUCGAAGAGAUUUCUCAGCAACUAGAAGAACGUAUUUCAUGCUCUCAAAGUGAAAUCGAAAUCAAGAAUUCAGAGAAGCUCGAGCUGAAAAAGAAAAAUGAUGAUCUGAAAGGUGAGCUAGCCAGGGUAUCUAAAGAAAAAGAUGUAAUGAAGAAGAAGCUUCAAGCUGCUCUCAUUCUAAGAAAGGAUCUUUUGAAAAAAAUUGAAGAAUAUGAAAACCAAAAGGAGGAGAGUGUAAACUAUAAAACUGAGGUUCCACUUUUACAGACUAAAUUACAGGACAUGACAAACCAAGCUGAAGCCUCAGAAAAAACUUACAAAGAAAAUGUUUCUCUUCUUGAAAAGAAAAUCCUUGAGAAGGAGGGGGAGAUUCUUGAACACAAAACAGAAAGUGAAAGACUCAUUGAGCAAUUAAAAUCAGAAAAACACAUUUUGCAAGCAACAUUAAAUGAGAAGGAGGUUUGUUUGUCAGAAACAAUUCAAACACUCAGUGAGAAAAACAACCUGAUGGAACAACUGCAGACCAGUGCUGCUGAGAAAGAAGAUGCCUUCGAGCGAGACAGAAACAGCCUGAUGCAGAAAUUAGAGGAGCUUCAGAACGAAAUCAAGACAUGUAAAGACGAGUCAAAGGACAAAUCUUCCACUGCUACUGCUGUUGAUUUAGAGAACGAGCUUGCACAGAUGAAGCUAGAAAAGGCGAUGCUACAGAAAAAGGCCCAGGCUGCCUUGCUGGCACGAAAAGAGUCCAUGAAGAAAGCUCAAGAAAAUGAAAAGAAAUUAACUCAAGAACUAGCUGAACUGAAAGACGACUAUAAAGCUCUGUUGGAACAACACUGUCAGCAGACAAAUGAGCUUAACGCUGUCCAGUUAAAGUUUGAUGAGAAGGUCAGGGAACUGGAGGACCUCCGUAAAACCUCUUUGUCUUAUCUAGAUGAACUGGACACUCUAAGGCAGCUGGUUGAGGAGAGAGAUAAAACUCUACAAGAUUUAAAGAUGUCUCUGGCUGAGAAAGAGAGCCAGUGCCAUUCUCUAUCAAACUUGCAAACAGAGCUAGAAACUGUUAAAUCCAAAUUUGAGGGCAUGUCUCUUGAGAUGGUUAGUAAACACGAGGCUUUCAUAGUCCUGGAGCAAAGAGCAGAAACCUUGAACUCAAAACUGCACGUGGCAGAGAGCGACUUGGAGAAAGCUCACGCUGAAGUAAAAGAGAAGACGGAAGAAGUCGAGAAAUAUCAGGAAAUGGUUAAAGCUGCUGAGCUUACGUCCCACCAGGAGAAGCAAGCUUUAUUUAAUGAAAACAUGGCUUUGGAGACCCAGCUCAACAACUCCAAGUCCACACUUGAGGAACAAACUUAUGCAAAUGAAGAAAAGUAUCACAUUUUGAUGGAAGACAACAAGGCUCUUUUGGAGCAAGUGUCAACCAUCCAAAAAACAUUAGCAGAAACAAAGCAGCAGCUCGGUGAAGAGAAAGGUCGUCUGACUACAGAGCUUGAAAAAGCACAGCUGCGUUGUACUGAAGAACAAACGAAUUUGGAAUCGUUAACGCAAGAAAAAGAAAAUGCGCUCAAAUUAAUCAAUGAACUCAGAGAUGAGGUGACCACGGUGAAUAAGCAACUGCAGCAGUCUGAGACAGUAAAUGAGCAGCUUCGUGAAAAGACAUCUGCAAUGUGCGUAAAACAAGAACACGUUAACAAAGAUGAGGUCGACUUUACUCAUAAACGUGCUGAAGACUUUGAAGUGAAACUAAAAGAGAAGGAUGAUGCCUUGUUAGUUUCUCAGGCUCAAGUUUCAGAAAAGGAAGAACUAAUUGCAGCACUUGAACAGCAAUUACAGCAACAAAUUAAACUGCAUGAAGUAGCCAUUGAUAAGAUGAGAACAGAGGCUGAGGAGCUUCAGAAAUCUCGAGAUGAUGGCACCAAAAUGAAUGAUCAGGACAACCAGAGCAAAAUAACUCUCUUAACCAGGAAACUUCAAGCAGCUUUAGUUUCCAGGAAAGAACUCAUGAAGGAAAAUGCAAGACUCAAAGAAGACGCAGAAAAGCUGUCUGUCAACCAUGAAGAUAAAGAAGCUGAGAAUGUUUCUCUGAAGUCAUCAGUUUUGAAGUUGAAACAACAAAAUGUGGAUCUGGAAAGCUUUGUGGCGUCUUUGAACGAGGAGAAAGAUAAGCUCAGCAACGAAAUUGAUCGCGUCCUUAAUGAUAAUCACAGCCUGUCCGCAGCCUGUGAAAGCUUGAAACUAACCAUAGAAAACAUCACCCAGCAGAAGCAAGCCUUCUCCUGCCAGCUAGAAUCUCUUAAAGACUCUCAAACAGAGGAGCUGACCAAAUGGAAGUCGAAGCACUCUGAGCUGAAACAAGAGUACGAGUCUCUUUUACAAGCUUAUGAAAACGUUAGCAGUGAAAUGGAUAAGAUGAGACAGCUUUUGGAAGGGGCCAAAAGAGAGAGACAGGAAGCCCUUCGAAAAAUACACAAACACGAUACCGAGAUGGAGAAUCUGGAGAGGCAGGCUAGAGAGAUGGAGGAGGAAAACGAAAGAAUUAAAGAGAAAAUGCACAAAUUUGCAAAAGAGAAACGGCACAAGAUUGAGGAGCUGGAGGAAGAGAAUCAGAAAAUUAGGGCAGAACUGAGUGAGAUUGAUGGAAACCACAAAGUGGAGACGUGUGAGCUGACUAAUAAAAAUCAACAAUUGGAGGCUGAGAUUUGCAAACUGAAGGAGUCAUCAGAGGAUCUCAGAGAGAAGCUCACAGACAUACAGGCUGAAAAUGGCCAAUUGUUGGAAAAGCUUGAAGAGGCUAGCUCUUCAUUAGAAAAGAAGCACUCGGAAUCAAACUCGUACACAAACAAUAUGCAGCUUAAACUUGAUGAGGCACUCAGCUUGAAUAAUUCACUGACUGCCCAGAUCGAGGCUCAGAAAACAGAACUUGGCGCUCAAUUGGAAAUCAACAAUUUGCUACAAAAGGAGAGGCAAAAUCUCUCUCAAAGGAUUGAGAAGAUACAGAACGAUCAUGAAUUGCAGUUGGGAAAGAAAGACGAUGCCAUUAAAGAGCUCAAAGACAUCAUUAACAGGCACAGCCAAGAGACCAUUAGCCUAAAUGAGAAGGUCAGAAUCCUGGAGGACGACAAGUCUCUUCUGCAAGAGGAGCUUGAAAAUGUUCAGGAGAUUUCAGACAAAGUGAAAAAUGAAAAUGAGUAUUUGGAAACUGUGAUUCUCAAAAACUCUGAACGAAUUGAUGAACUGACCGAGUCUGUUAAUGCUUUCCAAACCCAAAACACGCAGCUGUCUUCUCAACUGGCAGCGAGUAAGGAGAUGAGUAACCAGGUCCGUCAAGAAAAAGAGGAAGAGCAGCUCAAACUAGUCAGAGUCUUUGAGGAGAAACUCAAGACGGUUCAGAGAGGCAAUGAGGGGUCCAAAAAUGUGAAGAAAGAACUGCAAGAGCUACUUAAAGAAAAGCAUCAAGAGAUCAAUCAGCUGCAGCAAAACUGCAUUAAAUACCAAGAACUGAUAUUAGACUUAGAGAGCUCUCUGAAGACCUCGCAGUCAUCCUGUGAACACCUGGAAAAGGAACUGAAGAAAAGUUUGGAGAAGACCUCUGUUUUAGAGGAGAGAAGAAAACAAGUUGAAGCUGAGGUGAUCACAAACAAGAAUCUCCUUCAGGAGGCCACAGAGAAGAUCGUGAGUGUUCAGUCUGAAAGAGACCAGCUGGCUCUGGAAAUAUCACAGCAAAGUAAAAAAUCUGAGGAUCAGGUCAUCGAGAAAACACAAUCACAGCAAAAUAGAGAUGAGAAACAAAUAAACUCUUAUAUGGAGAAUCAAAUUAUGUUGCAGCAACAGAUAGAUGACCUCAGUGAGUUAAAAGACAGAGAAAGUCAAAAAGUGAAUGAACUGAGGCAGCAGAUAGACUCUCAAGAUCUACAGAUCAAUACCCUUAAGAGAGCGUUUGAGACUACUGAAGCAAAGCUGUCGGCUCUGUCUUCCACUCCUCAAGGGGCAGAUGCUACAAAAGUUUGGAAUGACUUGUACCAAAAGACCUUGCACGAGAAGGAUAACCAGCUCCUCGAACAGGGUUUUGUGAUCAAAAGAUUCCUGGAAGACAUGAGAGUGAAAGAAAAAGAGGUGAACGAACUACGAGUGACCAAGUCAAGACUUGAAAGGACGCUGAAUGAUUACUCUGUCGCUGCCGCUGCACAGCAGAGGCAGCUGUUUGUAAUGAGCGCAAGCAACGCUGAACUUGCUGAGAGUGUAGAGCUCAUGACUGUGCAGGUAAAGGAGCUCGAUGCUCAAGUUGAAAGAAUAGACCAGGAUAAAAAUACACUCAACAGACAGCUCGCUGACAAAGAAGAUUUCAUUUCCCAAAUGCAGCUUAAUCUCCAGCAAACAGAGAAGAUAAAUACAGACAUAGACGCUCAGCUGCUCCUUUUACAGUCUCAAAACGACAAACUUCAGGCUGACUUUGAGAAGCAGGAGGGGAUUUCUCUGCAACUGAGAACACUUCUCCAGAGCAAAGAUGCUGAGAUCUCAUCUUUGCUGUCUUGUAAAGAUGGACAGAUGUCAGGGUAUCUGGAACAACUCCAGGCUAACUAUCGCUCCCAGGUGGCAGUCUAUGAUGACAGGUUAACAUCUUUACACUACCAAAGGGAAAAGGCUGACAAAGAGAUGAGAGGGCUUGAGGCCAAGGUCAAAAGUCUGCAAAUUAAAGUUAACAGGUCUGGCCAGGAAAAGGAGCAGAUGGCAGCUAAGAUAGAGUCAUUCAAGAACUCAAUGGUGUCUUUACAGAGCGAAAGGGAGCGAUUGAUGUCAGAAUACAGAAUACUUGAAGCAAAAAGUCAGUUAGGGCUAAAGGGUAAAGAGGGCUCUGCUGACGGGGAAGGUGGUGCAACCAAAGGACUCAAACAUGAAAUUAGGAAAUUGUUGCAUCAGAUGGAUGACCUCAAUUCAGAGAACGCCAUGCUCAGGGCACAGCUGGUUCGUUACAGAGAAGAUUUGAAUCAAGUUUUAUUCCUGAAGGACAACCAGUCGAAGGUGCUGCUCAAGAAGCAGCAGGAUGUGAUCAAAAACCUUGAAAACCAAAAGGCUGCAGCUGAAAAGCAGCACAGGGAGUCACGGUUGGAGCUCCAAAAGGAAGAAGAGGCGAGCAAUACUUUAAAAGCAGAGAUUUCUAAACUUCAAGCUCAGGUUACAAAACUGGAAGAAAGAGCCACGACAAACGAGGGCAAAGUGAUCGCUGACCUGCAGCAAGCUGUGGCGGCCAAAGCAGCUGAAUGUAAUGACCUCCAGCAAAAAGUUCUGUCUCAGAAAAUCUUAACUGAUGAGCUCAAGGAAAAAAUGCAGCUGCUGGAGAAUGAAACGGACAAAAAACUGGCCGAUGCCGAGGAUAAAUACAACAGUGAGCUGGACACCUUUGAGCGCGAGGUGGAGCUAAUGAGGAACGAGCGAGAGACGGCUGAUCAACGGGUGGCAGAGCUCGCAAAAGACUUGCUGGAAAUGGAGCAACAGUUAUCAGAGGCCAAGACGCUAAACAAAGACGUAAAAGCUCAAAAUGAGUCCCUGUGCAAAGCCAUGGCUGCUCUGCAGAACGACCGAGACCAGCUCAUCGAAGACUUCAAGAUCCUGCGGAACAGAUACGACGAAGAACUCCGAGAGACUCAGGCAGCUUUCAACAAGGUUGAGCGCAGUCUUCAGGAUGCCACCUCCGACUUGGCGAUGUUUGCUAAAGAGAGGGACAUCCUUGUUCAUAAAUUAAACGCUUUAGAGAGCAAAGACGCACCCGCGGAGUUGAACAAGUUGUUGGAUGAGCUGUCGAAGGCUUUGUCAGAAAAGGAAAAGCAACUGAAGCAGGCCGUCUUGGAAAACGGCUCGUACAGCAGGCAGCUGUCGGCGUUCUCCAGAUCCAUGGCCAGCCUCCAAAAUGAUCGUGACAGGCUGGUUGAUGAGUUGGCUGGGGCCAAAAGAGUGGUUGAGUCCAGACAAGGGUCAAGCCCAGAGACUGUGUCUUCCAUGAGUGUGGAAAAGUCAAAAGGAAGUGUCCAGAAUGAGAAACAUGGGCUGCCGAUGGAUGAGCGUCAACAAACAGCACAGAUGAUGCAAACUGAAAAAGAAGACAGCAGCCACCAGGAAGAGUCAUCAGAUCUGAGGUCUGAAAGACAGAGGAAGGACACACAACCAGUCAAGGAAACUGUUGCUUUGGCAGGUCAGAGUGGGAUGGAGGAGGCGGUGAGUCGGUUGGAGGCGGAGAGGAUCCAUCUUCACCGAGACCUGCAGCGCUGCUUGUAUGAGAUCCAACAGCGAGACCAGUAUUUCCAGCAGCUCAACACCAAGCUGCAGCAGACGGUGGAGGAGAAAGGUGCUGUUGCAGCCCAGCUGAGGGCCGUUUCCCAAACCCUGAGGGACACCCAGAACCGCUGCCACUGGCUGGAGAGCCAAGUCCAAGUCCAAGGCCAGGCGCAGGGGUCAGCAAAUGCAGAGGUUGCACCAGGAGCCCCUCAAGAGAAGAACAACGACUCCGUCAUCUCUGACACUGCUGAAGCCAGUCAGCUGAGAGAAAGGCUGCUCGAGGUGGAGCAGAGUCUGGCAGAUGAGCGAGCCAGGAGGGAGACGACCGAGGAGGCUCUGCGUCUUGCUGAGGACAGAGCGAAGAGCGUUGGCUCCAGUCUGUCCAGAGACAGUCAGAGGGACUUCAGUAUCGAGAUGGAAACAGAAGAGGAGUGGGAAGCUCUCAGUCUCGACCCAAACCAGCCUCUAUUAACACAAAAGGUGAAAGGCGGCAUGGUGGCAUGCCGGCGGUGGCUCAGAGGGCGGAGCCUCUACUUCUCCAGGCUGCUGACGAGCCGCGCCCGCUCCCGAUACUUCUUCCUGGCCUAUUUGCUCACACUACACGUGCUCGUCCUCAUGUGCCUCACUGGCGCCCUGUAACGCUGGGUAAUCACGCAAAUUGGCUAAAGCUUCAAAUUCAAAGCUGAAGUCUGUAUUUAUGUCUUUUCUAGUUAAUGCAUCGCUCUGAUACGCUCGCUCUGUGUUGUAAAACACUAAAACCGGCACAUUUACAGGAGUCGGAGAUGCUCUCCAUACUCACCCGUUCUGGGUAAUGUUGCCAGGAAAUUAAGUUAUAUUUACACUGUGCACUGGUUUGGUAAUAUUAGCUUAAAUUACAUCUCAAACAGCAACUUUUUACUUUAAAUAUUGUUUGUUAAAUCAAGCCUUAAAACAUAAUACUCCCCUUCUUUUUUGUGUUUUUCUGAAUUGCAUAAUUAUUCAGGCUCGUUGCCUUCAAGUUGUUUUCAGAUCAACAUUAAAAAGGAGACGAGGAGUGAAAUGUCGUUUUUGACACAAAGCCUUUUGAUGUAAACCGUAUAUAUAUAUAUAUAUAUAUAAAAGCCUAAGAAGGUGAAGAAAGCCAUACGCAUUCUUGGUUAACACUACUGUACAAAAUGUUGUUUUAAAUCUCAUCACCUCUCCACCUCGUUGCCCUCCCCUGAGCCGGGAACAAACAUGCAAACAUCGCUCCUCACAGUCACAGACGUUGGCACCAGCUGCUGCUUUGUUUUGCCUGCUUGGUUUCAUACCUCGCACAUAAUCGUGAUGCUGAGUUAAAACUAUGCACUGAAACUCCAAAUGUGUAUAUAAUCAUCUCACAUAAGCUCAGAAGCACUACACCCCCCCCCCCCCCCCCCCCCCCCCCCCUUCCUCUAGUCCCCUUCAGACUGUAAAGCCAAAGGUGUCUGUAUUCUUACCUUGGCGGUUUGAACAAGUGCUCUCAUGUCUGUUAAAGUCACUGGGAGACGAUAUUUUAAAGAUUUAAUCCGGUAUCAUGGUGUGCCAUUGAAAAUGUACUGCAGAAAAGCAGAGGAUAUGAAAGUACAUACUGUAUGUAUUUAAUGUUUCUGUAUUUAUGUGUGCAUCCUCAGAUAGUUUGCUGUACAGUGUCUGUUAUGAACUGUAUUUAUGUAUAUAUGCAUUUCUAUCCUCUCUGCCUGAUGUUUGAUGACUGUAUAUUUAGAGUUUGAAAAUACGAUUGACAAAAAGGACAGUUUUCACAAAACAAGAUCAACUGACAAGCCAAAUCUAAUUCUUUUAACCGCAAAGAAAAUGGAAUAAAGUGUAAAAGAUGCUUUCUGGCUUGUUAAUUGAUCCAGUUUUGUAGAAAUACAAGGUUGCUGAUGAGUUUGUGGUACGUUGUCCUAAUGUUCUGUACAUAAAGGUGUGAUUGAUGGACAAAAACAAUGAACCGAAUCUAUUUAUGAAAAAGUUGAACUACUGAUAAAUGUUCAGAUGGCAUAUUUUCUCUACUGCCUCUAUUUUUAAGAGUAAGAGAUGCUGUUUUUGUUUUGAUAACGUUAGGCUCAACUUGGUGCAAUACUGUGUUGGAGGUGAGCUUUUUUUCAGAUCACCCUUCCCUUUAACCAUCUCUAAAAAAAAAAAAAAAAAAAAAGAAAUUUAAUAAAGCUUAUUGAACUUUUCUUCAUUUUGCUCACAUGAUGUGUCUGUGGCAUCAUCCGUCCGUCGUCAGGUUGUUGCUUUGGAUUAACUUAAAAUCUGAAAAUCUGAUCAUGACUGGAGGCCAAAUAUUAAAAUGAUGAUGAACCCAAAACCAAAAUGUUUUCUUGGACAAAUGCGAGAACACUCAGAGAAUACAGCGUUUUUUAAGAAAAGUGUAUUUAUUUCACUUAAAUGGGGAAUU